UUUUUGAGAUAACUCCACAGCGUGCAAGAUGGCGGCCUCCAGUGAAUCACCACUUGGAGUUUUUCGAAGAAGUAUAUCGAGUAUUUUGGAUGGGUGGACAGUUCUUCAGCUUGCAGUGAGCCACGGGUACGGUGGAGUCCACAGCAGGGAGAAGGCACUGUGGAUGGUGGAUGUGGUGUACAACUGGUUCCAAGAAAAUGAGGGCAUUGAACCAGAGGAGUUGCAAGACUUCAUUGCCGAAAUCCUGGACAAUGAAUUUGACACCAGGGCAGAGGAUGGCAGUCUGAUUGUGAUUUCUCGAGUCAUCUGCAGCAAUUUUGACCUCUGCCAUUCGGGACGGCAUGCUACAGUAGUCCAGAGAAUCCAAGAGAUGCCCAAGGCUAGCCUGGGGUUCUGCCAGGCAGCAGCCAGCCAAGACCCAGAGGAUAUGGAGGAUGGUGAGGUUCCACCAACUCUGCACGAAAUGAUGGGCAACAUGGAUGUGGGUACCAGUGGUAGUAGGGAACCAACGGUGAAUGGAUAUCAAGAACCCAGUGAAGAGCAACCCAGCAGGACUGGUGAGAUUACAAAAACUCAGCCAGCAGAGGAUGAGGAGGAUGGAUGGACAGUGGUCAGAAAAAAUAAGAAAAAAUGACAUGAACUGCAAGAUUUUUGCUAAAAUCAAAACAAUGAACAUCAACUUGCAUUUCAUGAGCCAUCAGUACUACUCAUUUGAUUUGUACAUGCAAGCAGUGUUGACAUCAAGGCAGAACUGGCUGAGCAGUGAUGCUCACUUGAUCUGUGGCUGAACGUCCAUCAUCCGAAAAGAAAUGGCAAGCGUUCAUGCUGUGGAGCUGUUUCUGCCACAGAUUCAGGGCAUUAUUGAUGGCACACAGGGUAUCUUGGUCAUGCAUACCCCUGGACUCCAUGCAGGAACAGUCGAUGAAACUGAGUCAGUCACAAGAGAGAGUGAAGUAGGACCCAUCAUACUACGUGCACAUUGGCUAGCAUUCGUAUCAUGCCUAGUAUGCACAACCAGUUUUCGUCUGAAUGUGCACAAAUGGAUCAUUUUUUUCAAAACCAUACCUAGGGCUAAUUUUGUAUAACUCCUAUGCCCGGAGAUUCGCUGAGCUUAUUUAUCCAAAAAGAGGGUUACCAGCCAAAGAUUCAUGUGAAAUGCAAACAAUUUCUAACUGGCUCCCAACUGUUUUUAGCUUAACACAUCAGUGUGCUAACCAUCAAUUCUGUUUAGCAGUUCAACCAAGUUGGAGGUAGCUCUCAUCAUUAAUUUUCGCUUUGUUUUUUGUUUACUGUUUGAAGGGAAUUUUAUACAUAUUGUCGAUAAUAAUUUAUUGGUAGAGAACAUUCUACAUUGUUCACAGAGAAAAACAGAAUAACAGGUCCCUAGCCAUUUCUGAUUUCGAUGACGUUGAGCCUUUGCUCCUGUUUGUUAAAUGCAGUGCUCGCUAACACACACUGGCACACAGAUGUAGGGCCAUUUUUCAUGCUCUGUUCAUCAUGGGCUCAUUCAGACGUUACAUUUAAAAUGAUGAAACUUUCUGUUGCCCGGCACACUGCUCUUACCAAUCAGGGUAAUUGAUACAUUUAUAGUACCCCCACUUCUUCUAAAGAUUUUAUCCAGUCUUUGUUGCUUGGUUACACAUACUGCGCAAACAUGCUGUGUACCAUUUACUUUAACUGUAAAACCUGCUUUGAGUGUCUUUGUUAGUUCCAAGCAAUGUAAGCUGUUGCCUCACCAGUUUGAGGCACUUUAUUAUGACAGAAAUGUUAUAAUUUAACUUUUAAGUGUGGUGACUUAUUAAAAUUGUUUUCCUUAUA
Molecule: messenger RNA, 1818 nt
Organism: Acanthaster planci (crown-of-thorns starfish)
Lineage: Eukaryota; Metazoa; Echinodermata; Asteroidea; Valvatida; Acanthasteridae
Gene: tsr2
Product: TSR2 ribosome maturation factor
Source: RefSeq, a predicted model, not a curated record